Messenger RNA from Balaenoptera acutorostrata (minke whale), 1415 nucleotides. RefSeq names its product tubulin beta 1 class VI (gene TUBB1). Gene Ontology annotation, biological process: microtubule cytoskeleton organization; mitotic cell cycle. Gene Ontology annotation, cellular component: cytoplasm; microtubule. The record is from RefSeq and is a predicted model, not a curated record. Gene Ontology annotation, molecular function: GTPase activity; GTP binding; structural constituent of cytoskeleton. The coding region runs from base 60 to 1415 and encodes 451 amino acids. The transcript is spliced from 4 exons. Lineage: Eukaryota; Metazoa; Chordata; Mammalia; Artiodactyla; Balaenopteridae.
ACGGCUCUCCCAGAGACUGGGGACCCUGUGAAGAUCUUGCCCUUGGGCACAAAGCAAGGAUGCGUGAGAUCGUACACAUUCAGAUCGGCCAGUGUGGCAACCAGAUCGGAGCCAAGUUCUGGGAGGUGAUUGGCGAGGAGCAUGGGAUCGACUGGGCCGGAAGCUACCGCGGGGAGAGCGCCCUGCAGCUGGAGAGGAUCAGCGUGUACUACAACGAGGCCCAUGGUAAGAAAUACGUGCCCCGAGCAGUCUUGGUGGACCUGGAACCUGGAACCAUGGACAGCAUCCGAUCCAGCCGACUGGGGGCCCUCUUCCAACCGGACAGCUUUGUCCACGGUAACUCUGGGGCCGGCAACAACUGGGCCAAGGGCCACUACACGGAGGGGGCCGAGCUGGUGGAGAGCGCGCUGGACGCGGUGCGCGCCGAGGCCGAGGGCUGCGACUGCCUGCAGGGCUUCCAGCUCGUGCACUCGCUGGGCGGGGGCACGGGCUCGGGGAUGGGCACGCUGCUCCUCGGCAAGAUCCGCGAGGAGUACCCCGACCGCAUCCUCAACUCCUUCAGCGUGAUGCCCUCGCCCAAGGUGUCGGACACGGUGGUGGAGCCCUACAACGCCGUGCUGUCCCUCCACCAGCUCCUGCAGAACUCGGACGCCUGCUUCUGCAUCGACAACGAGGCCCUCUAUGACAUCUGCUUCCGCACCCUCCGGCUGGCCACGCCCACCUACGGCGACCUCAACCACCUGGUGUCCCUGACCAUGAGCGGCGUCACCACGUCGCUGCGCUUCCCGGGCCAGCUCAACGCCGACCUGCGCAAGCUGGCCGUGAACAUGGUGCCCUUCCCGCGCCUGCACUUCUUCAUGCCCGGCUUCGCGCCGCUCACGGCCCAGGGCAGCCAGCAGUACCGCGCGCUCUCAGUGGCCGAGCUCACCCAGCAGAUGUUCGACGCCCGCAACACCAUGGCCGCCUGCGACCCCCGCCGCGGCCGCUACCUGACCGUGGCCUGCAUCUUCCGGGGGAGGAUGUCCACCAAGGAGGUGGACGCGCAGGUGCUCGCCGUGCAGACCAGAAGCAGCAGCUGCUUCGUGGAGUGGAUCCCCAACAACGUCAAGGUGGCCGUGUGUGACAUCCCGCCCCGCGGGCUGAGCAUGGCGGCCACCUUCAUCGGCAACAGCACGGCCAUCCAGGAGCUCUUCGGCAGGAUCUCCGAGCACUUCUCGGCCAUGUUCAAGAGGAAGGCCUUCGUGCACUGGUACACGGGCGAGGGGAUGGACAUCAAUGAAUUUGCCGAAGCCGAGAGUAACAUCCAGGAUUUGGUGUCCGAGUACCAACAGCUUCAAGAUGCCGAAGCAGUUCCGGAGGGGAAGGAGGAGGUUGGGGGGGAGGCAGAAACGGAACCAGGAGAUAAGGGGCAUUAA